This is a messenger RNA of Lethenteron reissneri (Far Eastern brook lamprey), 11095 nucleotides long. It is a transcript of the gene MYO5A, whose product is annotated as myosin VA. Gene Ontology annotation, cellular component: cytoplasm; myosin complex; membrane. Gene Ontology annotation, molecular function: actin filament binding; microfilament motor activity; ATP binding. The record is from RefSeq and is a predicted model, not a curated record. NCBI's taxonomy places the organism in Eukaryota, Metazoa, Chordata, Hyperoartia, Petromyzontiformes, Petromyzontidae. Gene Ontology annotation, biological process: actin filament organization.
CUCCACCUCCUCCAAUACCUUCCUCCUCCACCACCCUCCUCCACCUUCCUCUCCACCUCCUUCAUCCUCCUCCCGCUCCGCAUCACCCUCGUGGCUCUCAACCCCCCUCCGCCCCCCCCCCCCUAUAAGGAAGAGGUUUUUUUGUGGGGUUCUAAGCUUCAUCGUCGUCAUCUUAAUCAUCAUCGGCGGAACAAACACAAAAAACCCACAGUCAUCAUCAGCAGCAGCAUCAUCAUCAGCAGCAAGAAGCGGUGUUCGGCGUGAAAUAGCGAAAGCGGAAGACGCCGCAGCGUUGAUGCUGCUCCAUUCAUUGGCACAGGCGGGCGGCGAGCGAGGGUAGUUGUGGUCAGGGCACUGCGGUGGAGCUCCGUGCUGCCGCAUGCACAGAGCAGCGUGGGUCGGUGUGGUGUCAGUUAGUGUGGUGUACCCUGUGGGUGAGUGUAGUGGAGGUUAGUGUGGUGGAGGUUAGCGUGGGUGAGUGUGGUGGAGGUUAGCGUGGGUGAGUGUGGUGGAGGUUAGUGUGGUGGAGGUUAGUGUGGCGAAGGUUAGUGUAGUGGAGGUUAGUGUGGGUGAGUGUAGUGUGGGUGAGUGUAGUGGAGGUUAGCGUGGUGCAGGGCAGUGGAGGUUAGUGUGGGUGAGUGUAGUGUGGGUGAGUGUAGUGUGGGUGAGUGUAGUGUGGGUGAGUGUAGUGUGGGUGAGUGUAGUGUGGGUGAGUGUAGUGGAGGUGAGUGUAGUGGAGGUUAGUGUAGUGGAGGUUAGUGUGGGUGAGUGUAGUGUGGGUGAGUGUAGUGUGGGUGAGUGUAGUGUGGGUGAGUGUAGUGUGGGUGAGUGUAGUGUGGGUGAGUGUAGUGUGGGUGAGUGUAGUGUGGGUGAGUGUAGUGUGGGUGAGUGUAGUGGAGGUGGAGGUGUGGUGCAGCGUUCUGCACGUGGCUGUCGCCCCAUGCCCCGGUGACGAUGUCCACCACGGAGCUCUACUGCAAGCUCACCAAGGUAUGGAUCCCGCACGCGGACGAGGUGUGGGUGUCGGCGGAGAUCUGCCAGGAUUACCGCGACGGAGACCGCCUGCUGCAGCUUAGGCUCGAAGAUGGCAGGGUGGUGCAGCACCCGCUGGAGGGGGGGCAGCUCCCGCCCCUGCGCAACCCCGACAUUCUGGUGGGAGAGAACGAUCUGACGGCACUCAGCUACUUGCAUGAGCCGGCCGUGCUGCACAACCUCAAAGUCCGCUUUGCCGAGUCCAACCACAUAUACACGUACUGCGGCAUCGUGCUGGUCGCCAUCAACCCUUACGAGCAGAUGCCCAUCUAUGGCGAGGAUAUCAUCUUCGCCUACAGCGGGCAGAACAUGGGCGACAUGGACCCGCACAUCUUUGCCGUCGCUGAGGAGGCCUACAAGCAGAUGGCACGGGAUGAGAAGAAUCAGUCGAUCAUCGUGAGCGGGGAGUCGGGCGCCGGCAAGACGGUGUCGGCCAAGUACGCGAUGCGAUAUUUCGCCACGGUCGGGGGCUCGGCCAGCGAGGCCAACAUCGAGGAGAAGGUGCUGGCCUCCAACCCCAUCAUGGAGGCCAUCGGCAACGCCAAGACGACGCGCAACGACAACAGCAGCCGCUUCGGCAAGUACAUCGAGAUCGGCUUCAACCGGCAGUACCUCAUCGUCGGCGCCAACAUGCGCACGUACCUCCUGGAGAAGUCUCGCGUCGUCUUCCAGGCGGAGGAGGAGCGGAACUACCACGUGUUCUACCAGCUCUGCGCCAGCGCCGAGCUGCCCGAGUUCAAGGAGCUCCGCCUGGAACCGGCGGAGGCGUUCGCUUACACGGCGCAGGGCGGCAACGCGGUCAUCGAGGAGGUGGACGAUGGCGAGGACCUGGAGCGCACUCGGCGAGCGUUCGCGCUCCUGGGUAUCAGUGCGAGCUAUCAGAUGGGGAUAUUUAAGAUCAUAGCCGGCAUCCUUCACCUGGGCAACGUGGACGUGCAGUCGCAGGACCGUGAGCAGGAGACCUGCUUCGUCAACAAGGAAGACAAGCACCUGAACAUCUUCUGCGAGCUGCUGGGGCUGGAGAGGGACCAGAUGGCGCACUGGCUGUGCCACCGCAAGAUCUCGACGGGCGCCGAGACCUACGUGAAGCCCAUGGGGCGCGCGCAGGCCCAGAACGCUCGCGACGCUCUCGCCAAGCACGUGUACGCGCAGCUCUUCUCCUGGAUCGUGCUCCGCAUCAACAAGGCGCUGCGCUCCUCCACCAAGCAGCACUCCUUCAUCGGCGUGCUCGACAUCUACGGGUUCGAGACGUUUGAAAUCAAUAGCUUCGAACAGUUCUGUAUCAACUACGCCAAUGAAAAGCUACAGCAGCAGUUCAACCUGCACGUCUUCAAGCUGGAGCAGGAGGAGUACAUGCGGGAGGAGAUCCCCUGGACGCUCAUCGACUUCUACGACAACCAGCCGUGCAUCGACCUCAUCGAGGCCAAGCUGGGCGUUCUCGAUCUGCUGGACGAAGAGUGCAAGAUGCCCAAGGGCUCCGACCAGAGCUGGGCACAGAAGCUGUACGAGAAGCACCUCGGGCGUGGCAAGCACUUCCUGAAGCCUCGCAUGUCCAACGUGGCCUUCAUCAUCUGCCACUUCGCCGACAAGGUGGAGUACCAGUGCGAUGGCUUCCUCGAGAAGAACCGGGACACGGUCUACGAGGAGCAGAUCAACAUCCUCAAGGCCAGCCAGUUUGAGCUGGUGGCGGAGCUCUUCCAGGACGAGGGGAAAGACGGAGCCGGCGCGGCGACGACGGCGGCGCCGGCGCGCGGGAGGGCGGGCUCGGGGAGCCGGGCGCCCCCCCCCUCGCACAGCGUGCGCUCUGCUCGCCCGGGGGCCAAGGGCUCGAGCCGCGAGCACAAGCGCAGCGUCGGCCUCCAGUUCCGGAAUUCGCUGCACCUGCUCAUGGAGACACUGAACGCCACCACUCCUCACUACGUGCGCUGCAUCAAGCCCAACGAUGACAAGAUGGCCUUCACGUUUGACCCCAAGCGAGCCGUGCAGCAGCUGAGAGCGUGCGGGGUCCUGGAGACGAUCCGACUGAGCGCCGCCGGGUACCCGUCCAGGUGGACCUACCAGGAGUUCUUCAACCGCUACCGCGUGCUCAUGAGGAAGAAGGACAUUGUGAGCGACGACAAGAAGCAGACCGUGCAGAACGUGCUGGAGCACGUCAUCAAGGACCCGGACAAGUUCCAGUUUGGCAAAACCAAGAUCUUCUUCCGAGCGGGCCAGGUGGCGUACCUGGAGAAGCUGCGCGCAGACAAGCUGCGCGCGGCCUGCAUCCGAAUGCAGAAGACGAUCCGCGGGUGGCUGCAGCGCAAGCGCUACCUGCGCAUGCGCGCGGCGGCCAUCACCAUCCAGCGCUACGUGCGCGGCCACCAGGCCCGCCGGCUGGCCCAGUUCAUGCGGAGAACGCGGGCGGCUGUCAUCAUCCAGACGGCGUACCGCAUGUACCGCGUGCGCCGCGCCUACGCCAAGAUACGCCGCACCGCCAUCCGCAUGCAGGCCCGGGCGCGAGGGAUAUUCGCUCGGCAGCGAUACCAGCAGAUGCUGUACCGGCACAAAGCGGUGGUGCUGCAGAAGCACGUGCGGGGCUGGCUGGCGCGGCGGCUGGUGCAGCGCGAGCUGCGCGCCGUCGUGCACCUGCAGUGCUGCGUGCGCCGCAUGCGAGCGCGCCGCGAGCUCAAGCAGCUGCGCAUCGAGGCGCGCUCGGUGGAGCACUUCAAGACGCUGCACAAGGGCAUGGAGAACAAGGUCGUGCAGCUGCAGAUGAAGGUCAACGAGCAGACGCGGGACAGCAAGGCGAUGCAGGAGCGCCUGGCGGCCACGGAGCACGCGCACGCGCAGGAGGCGGAGCGGCUGCGCUCCGAGCUGGAGCGGCUGCGCGCCGGCGCCGACGAGGCUCGUAGCUCGGGCACGCGGCUCGCCGGGCUCGCCGACGAGGUGCAGCAGCUGCGCGAGCAGCUGGAGCGAGCGCUCGCCGAGAAGAGCGCGCUGCAAGAGAACGCGAGCAAGUACCAGCAGGAGACCCAGAAGGUGGUGGCUGAGCUCAUGGAGCAGACGGCGCUGCUCAAGAGCGAGAAGGAGGAGCUGAACCUGCGCAUCCAGGCCAAGGACAAGGAGAUGCACGAUGAGCUGAAUGCGCGCCUGGCGGACGAGACGCGGCAGCUGCAGGCGGACCUGGACGAGGAGCGCUCGCGCUACCAGUCGCUCGUCAAGGAGUUCUCGCGCCUCGAGCUGCGGCACGAGAACCUGCGCGAAGAGACCGAGAUGCUCAAGGCAACCGCGAAGCCGGGCCACAGGCGGACCGGCUCCACGCAGAGCAGCAACGAGUCGGAGUCGGCCUACAACUCCAUCAUGACGUCCGACGUCGACACCACGGACUUGACCCGCCACCUGGAGGAGGUGGACACCGUCAAGGCCGCAAUGGACUUCACCAUUUUCCUGAAGCUGCAGAAGCGCGUGCGGGAGUUGGAGCAGGAGAAGCGGUGGAUGCAGGAGCGCCUUGACAGACACGAGGGCAAGGGCAUCGACGGCGACUCGGUGUCCGACCAGGCCCUCCCAGCAGCCAAGGGGGCGGCCGACCCCCGCACGGACGAGGAGAUUGAGUACGACGACCUCAAGCGGAGCGAGCUGGAAGCGGAGAACCGGCGGCUCAAGUCGGAGCUGGACGAGCUGCGGCACUCGCUGCGGGACGACGAGCGGGCCACGGGGCCCGGCCGGGCGGCCGGCUGCACGCCGUACGACCACGUGCUGGGACACCUCAACGCCGCGCUGGAGGAGCUCGAGGUGCGACGCGAGGAGGUGCUGCACCUCAAGUCGCAGAUCCUGGGCGGCGAGCGGCAGAAGGGAUCCAUGUCCGAGGCAGCGGCGCGCUUUGCCCAGGACCUGGAGAAGUUGGACGACGAGGAGGAGGUGAAGAGGGCGUACAUGGGCGUGCGCGAGGCCAACAGACGGGAGCGGGACCUGGAAGACGAAGACUUUGUUCUGGCCUAUGAGGGGUUAAAAAAGACCACGAGGCUGCUGGAGAGCCAGCUGCAGGGCCAGGCGCGCCGCCACGAGGCGCAGCUGGAGUCGUCGCGGCGCGAGGCGGCGCUGCUCAGGGAGGAGAACGGGCGGCUCGCGCAGUCGCUGCAGCUGCCCCCGGACGCGCGCGUGGAGCCCAGCCUGCAGCUGGAGAUCACGCGCCUCACCAACGAGAACCUGGAUCUCUGGGAAAAGAACGAGAACCAGGAGAAGACGAUCCGCAAGCUCAAGAAGCAGCUGAAGGUUCUGGAUCGCAAGAUCAAAGACCUGGAGGCGGGCGUGGCGCCCCACGCGGAGCCGGCGGUCGAGGAGAUGGCGACGCGUCACCCGGCGAUCCAGCGCCUGGAGAAGGAGUUCCAGGGCAUGCUGGAGUUCCACAACGACGACGAGAACCGCCUCAUCAGGAACCUCGUUGUCGACUUGAAGCCAAAUGAGCUGUCCCAGAGGCUCCUUCCGGGGCUGCCCGCGUACAUCCUGUUCAUGUGCGUGCGCCACGCCGACUACACCAACGAUGACCAGAAGGUCCGCUCGCUGCUCACCUCCACUAUCAACGGCAUCAAGAAAGUCCUCAAGAAGCGCAACGAUGACUUUGAGAUCGUCUGCUUCUGGCUGUCCAACACGUGCCGCCUGCUUCACUGCCUCAAGCAGUACAGCGGGGAGGAGGGCUACGCGCAGCAGAACACCUCCAAGCAGAACGAGCACUGCCUCAAGAACUUUGACCUCACCGAGUACCGGCAGGUGCUGAGCGACCUGGCGAUCCACAUCUACCAGCAGCUGAUCAAGAUCAUCGAGGUUGUCCUGCAGCCCAUGAUUGUGCCCGGAAUGCUGGAGCACGAGACCAUCCAGAGCGUGUCGAGCGUGAAGGCCACCGGCUUGCGCAAGCGCUCGUCCAGCAUCGCCAACGGGGGCUCCCACUUCACCCUCGAGUCGAUCCUGCGCCAGCUGUCCGUCAUCUACGACACGAUGGGCCGCCACGGCAUGGACCCCGAGCUGGUGAAGCAGGUGGUGCGCCAGGUGUUCUAUCAGCUGGGCUCCACCACCCUCAACAACCUGCUGCUGCGCAAAGACAUGUGCUCGUGGAGCAAGGGCAUGCAGAUCAGGUACAACGUGAGCCAGUUGGAGGAGUGGCUCCGGGACCGCAAGCUGCAGGACAGCGGCGCCAAGGAGACGCUGCUGCCCCUCAUCGAGGCCGCCCAGGUGUUGCAGGUCAACAAGAAGACCGAGCAGGACGCCGAGGCCAUCUGCUCCAUCUGCACGGCGCUCUCGCCCGCGCAGAUUACGAAGAUCCUGAACCUGUACACCCCUGUGAACGAGUUUGAGGAGCGCGUGACCGUCUCGUUCAUUCGCAUCAUCCAGGGCCAGCUGAAGGAGCGACCCAACUCCACGCAGCUGCUCAUGGACGCCAAGCGAAUGUUCCCCGUCACCUUCCCCUUCAACCCCUCCUCCCUGGGGCUCGACUCCAUCCAGAUCCCCGGCACCCUGAGCCUCGCCUUCCUCAACCGCGUCUAGAGCCGCCUCCUCAUUCGCUCCCACAAAGGGCCGCCACCAUCUCCCCUCUCCCGUUUUACUUGUCAUUGUUGUUUUAAACGGCGGCCAGCAUCGCCCGGCAGCAUGAACAUUGCCAAGAAACGCGAGCGGCUCGCGGGCCAAUUCUCAGCGCGCUCCGGGCUUCACAGGGAGGUGCUUGCAAGCUGUCAGUACCGUGGUUAGCAAGGUCAGGGGUCCUGGUGCAAGGAACGAAAUGGGGGUGUGUGUGUCCAUCCCCCCCCAUCUUCUUCAAAGGCCCCAGGGUGCCCUAGGCCCGCGAGUCCCGGUGCGGUCGCUCACCGCCUGCACACUCGGCAGCUACGCCGCUGGGUUCUUACCCAUUGCCCGCUGCAGAUAGAAACCGCGUGAGAUGCCGUGGCCGAGUUGUCGGUGGUGGUGGUGAUGGCCCUCGUAUCCUCAGGUUGGCCAGGACUCACCAGGGCGCCGGUGUGUACGUGUACAAAGACUCGCGCGCGCACCCACACGGACCACCACCCUCCUGUGCCCUGACAAAGUCACCAUCGUCAACCCGCCUAACUACCAUCAGUAAAUAAAGCAAAACGUAAUUGGCUCGUGUCUGUGGUAUCUGCAUCUCCUAACGUUAUUCACUACAUUCCACCACGGUUUCGCAGUUGGGUUAGUUCCUACUAAUCUUAGUUACGACAAAUAAAGGGUUAGUUACAAAAAUCCGGGUCUGACCAAUUGCCUAACAAGGGGUUUAUAGGCGAUGUUAAAAACAUAUCAAACAAUGUUUUGGAUUAUUUGCGCAGAACAUCUCUGUACAGUUGUAUCGGUUGCAUUGCCAUAGCGUUGCGCGCCACCUCUCGGCUCUCUCGUCGGGUCUGGCGUGUUUUCCCCGUUGUGUGUAUUUUCUUUGUUGUAAGCAAUGUCGUCACGGUGCCACCAAGAACAAAACCUACCGAAGGAAACCGUCAGGAAGGAAGGAAGGUUGUGCCGGUGGAGCAUUCGUGGGAGCGGCAGAGGAGAGAGUCCACGAGGGGGGGGGGGGGUUCAGUGCCCCCACGUGGCUGUGUUGGGGUGAACCCACAACGGCGUCUGUACUUUACCCCUGGAGCCAUCGGCGUGCAAUGUGGACACACGUUUGCCUCUCUCACCUCCAGAUCGCGACCCAGGUGCGUCGCGGCUGCUAUGCGCGCGUCUCACGGUCUCCCGUCUCGCGGCUCCGCCCGUGCGUCAAGCUUUGACCCCGUUGCAAUCGGUACCUGGCGGUCGCCGCUCGUCGUCGAGGGUUAAGAUUCCGCAGUAAGCUUUCAGGAAUUGACAAAAUUAGUGAUUGUGGGUAAUUCUAGGACGCGCGCCGCUGUGCCGGUGAAUCAUUGAUGGGCCUCCUCUCCAGAUUGCCGUCUCGGAAUUCUCACGCAGAGCGCGCGUGCGUCCUCUUACAAAACAUCGCCACACAACCGCAGGAGGAUACUCAACCCACGUGCGAACGUGGCGACCGCCCGUUCACCCAACGUUUGUUCAAAGCAAACGCUGUGCGUGCGUUAGUUAUAGUGAAUAGUAAGAACCCGAAUGCCGUUUUAGUUUAUGAAAACUUAUUUUUUUUCUUUCUAAAUGCAGUUUACAUUCUUUUUCCUCUUUUGUGAGAGGUUUUGCUCGGCAAUCCUGGCAGGGCAAACGCCAUGUAUUCGCCGCUUCCAGAGCCCGCGGGGCUCUUUUUAUCUGCAGGUGCGGCAGCUCUCAGAGCUUCCUGGUCUGUUGCAGCGGUGGCGGUGGUGGCGGUGGUGGCGGUGGCGGUGGUGGCGGUGGUGGUGGCUGCACAGCGAUGUUUCCGCGCGUACUGGGUCACCUGUACCUUGUCGGUCAUGUUGUCUUAGAUUUAUUAAUUUUAUACACUUAGGGGUUUUUUUUUCUUUCUACAAAUAUACAUUUGGCGGUUGUACCCGGACCAACACCUUUGUGGCAUCAAGAGCAGUCCCAUUCCCUCCUGUCGCCCACUUUUGGCUGUGGUCUCGCGUGCCCCGUGGCCAUGAAUCCAUCGCGGUCUUUGAGUCUCAAGACCCUUUAUCAGGAGGGUCCUGCCAAGUGUUCGCAGCAGGGGUGGUCGAUGUUGCGUGUGUGCGUGCGUCCGUGUGCGCAUGAUCCCAAUUGAAUAAUCCCCAGGUAAUAUUUCAGCAUUGGGAUGUUUUGGCCAAUACCGGUGACAUCGUGUGUGGGUUUUUAGCUGCGGGAGGAAAUUGGUGAGCGUGCAGGAAACCGAUGCAGAACAGGGGGGUAGGGGGGGAGAAAGAGAAACGUGCAAACUGCACUUCGCUCGCACGCAAGACAAAGAGGAUUCCGCUAUGGCCGUCACCAGCGUGUUGGUGCGGGUGCUGCUUGUGAGUGGCGAUGGGGGGGACGACAAAACGACAACAAAUUCGAGCGAGUGGCCAGCACCACGCCCGGCCGGCAUCGUCUCCCCAGUGCUGAUGUUUGACUCGCCGGCACCGGGUACCCUGUCAAGGCCGAGGCGACUCGGGGGAGGCCCCCCCCCCCCCCCCCCCCGAGGCUGCUUGAAAUAUUUGUCACCGAUUUUGACCGUGAGCGGGAACCCGAAAUGCGGUCGCCGAGUUGGUCCAGCUGUGUGAGGCCUCGCGCGUGGAAUCAAGACGUCAGACCCAUUCAUUUACCCAAGCGGAAUUUCCGACGAGAACAUUUCUUUUAUGUAAACACCCGUUGCUACAUUGUGCCUAUUAGAUACUUUUUAAAGUUAAGACUUCAACAACAACAACAAAAAAGGAACAUUUCCUGAAAAAAACAGGAAUGCACGCUCUGUGUCAGGGUCUUGACCUCCACGGUCGUGAACCCACCGCCGAUGCCGCGUGACACGAGUGACACGAGUGACAAGUUUGUUGUCGUUGUGGCCCAGUGAUGCAAUGCCCUCCGCCGUUGUGCUUGUGGCUCCCUGGACGCCGUGGCACCGCUAUAACAACACGCUGCUGUCACCGUGGCUCCGGUCAGCGCUGCCCCCCCAAGUCAAUAAACACCGCGUGCCCGCAACACGCGAUGCCCGUCGGGUGUUCUGUAUCCUUCGCCUGCCGUGACGCGCGCGCGAGCUCGGUUCUGUGCUCCGGUUCAUCCAGGAACCGGGAGGUCGUGGAUCGCUUGUCUACGGAUUCCGCGUGUGCCACCAUCCGAGGGGUGAGGCAUCGCUUUGGGCUCGCUGCAAAGUAGGUGGCACAGUGCCCGAUGUUACGUGGGGAGCGGUGGUGGAGCGGUUAGCGCUACGGACCCGGUGACCCGGGUUCGAUUCCCGCUCACGGCCAACACCGGUGACGAUCAUCUGAACCGGUCCUGGGCCUCCCCUAGGUCGACUCGGCCUCAAAUGAGUGCCUGGUGCGGUGUGUAAACAUCGCCACUGGGGAGACAAAGGCGGUCGGGCGUGGUGCUGGCCACCCAACCCCUCGUGUGCCGUUCCAGCCUUCAUAGGUGCUCGCUAACAGCACUUGCCCCAACAGUCUGUUAAGGCUACACGGGGGAUCUUUGUCUGAAUGUCAUCCACUUCAUGGUGUCGGGUUUCUUUCCGUGCACGCAGCCUUCAGGAAUUCGCUAAAGCAUCACCAAGUCUGGAAUCUUAAGACGUAUUUUGGCUUUCCGGAGUAAACAUUGUUCUUAUUUUUGUCAAAAGUGUCGCAUGUUAACACGGUUUGCUCUGUGCAUUUGCUGAGCUUGGCACACGGGCCCAUGGCACUGGAAGAAGACAUGGGUGGUCGUGUGAGGAAAGGCUUCGUCCAGCAGUGGAUAGAGCUCAACACUGCCGAUUACGCACAUUCUGGAUGCGAGGAAGCAAUUGUGGCAGGCGAAGGUGAUCCUUGGGUGGUUGAGGGGGCAGCGGUUGCAACACGCGCAGCUUUGUGUGUCAAAAAAUAUCAACAACAAAGAGACCGAAUGCCCUACGUGGCUAAAGUAAAUCUCCGAAAACCACCCCGAAUCAAAAGCGUGCGAUGUCUGCUGUGCAGUAAUCCGAGCGAUGACUGCAGAUCCAUCGGCGCGGUGUUUGUGAAGAAGGCUGCUCGGGUUCCACGCAGCGUUCUAACUCGUCGGCCUCGCGAGACAUCUCCCGACGACUUUUUCAUUUUUUUUCGCGAACGCGGCCUCACGCGCCACGUGGGGACCCAUGCUGUGGGGGUACAGGGGGUGGGGGGGUUACAAACCCCGCGGAUAAUUUGUUUGGGGAGGUUCGCCACCCACGUGACGGGAGCGCAGUGUCAUUGGGGGGGAAAAAAACGUGUUCUGUUUGAGUCUUCGUUUGUCGUUCACGGAGUGGCAGAUUGUAAAUUAUUACAGACCAAUUAUUCCAAAGAGAGGAUGAGACUCGGGUGUAGAUGUAGCGGUGAGGUCUCGUGGCUGCAAUGCAAUCCCAGGGUGGAACGGUGUAAUCGGCUAAAACACUUCUUACAUUCCAAUGCUGCACUGGGAUAUCGAGCAGAAGAAAAACACGGCUUAUUAUCAAAAUGGACAAAUCAUAAACGGGAGAUUACAUAUCAUUAUGUACAGAAUAAAAGUUACCCUUACUGUGUAAAUUCCA